AUAACCUAUCGCUCAACUUGUUUUGUUUAGUAGAGAGUGGAAAAUGAAUUAGUAUUUUCAGAAAAAACUUGGUCCACUUAGAAAGGGAUUCAUUUAUAUAGCAAAAACUCUACUCUCCUCAAAGAAAAGUGCUAAUGUUUAACUGCUCAACAAUUUUGGAGAGCUAAUUUCUAUCAAUGUUAUAGUCUAUUUUUUAACUGAGACUGGAUCUGAUAUUGAACAGUUUUUCAACUCAUAAAUUCCAGCAAAAUGUCUACGAAUACACAGAAAGAAUAUUUGAAGAAAUAUUUAAGCAUUGGAAAAGAUCCAGCAGAAAAGAAAAAAAAAAAGAAGAAAGCUAAACCGAAUACUGUACCUAGUAGACUGAAAAUCAUUGACGAUAAUGCUGAUACUUUCGAGGAUGCUGUCAAAGAAGAUUUAUUGGAAGAUGAAGAUGCACCUCAAAUUGUUGCUGUUAUAGAUGAAAGACCACCGUCAUUGCAAAUUGAUGAGAAGAGCAAAACUAAUUUGUGGAUACCAAUAGGGAGUAAUAAUGAAAAUUCAACUGAGUCAUCCACCAGUACAUUGAAGAAAAUGGAAAAUAAUGGAGAUCUGUCACCUCCAAGAUUUAAAGCUAAAUUAGUACUUAAGAGGAACCAGAAUAGGGAUAUGUCACCUCCAAGAAAGAAGAGGUCUUCAGAUAUAUCACCUCCAAGAAAGAAGAGUUCUUCAGAUAUAUCACCUCCAAGGAAGAAGAGUUAUUCAGAUAUGUCACCUCCAAGAAAGAAGAGUUCUUCAGAUAUUUCACCUCCAAGGAAGAAGAGUUCUUCAGAUAUAUCACCUCCAAGGAAGAAGAGUUAUUCAGAUAUGUCACCUCCAAGAAAGAAGAGUUCUUCAGAUAUUUCACCUCCAAGGAAGAAGAGUUAUUCAGAUAAACACAAUUCUGGCAAAAAGAGGGAUGAUCUUAUCAAGGACAUAAAAACUGAAUAUGAUAUAUCCCCUUCAAGGAAGGAGGAGAUGCCACCAUCUGUAGAAAGGUUGUUCUAUGACGAAAAUAUCAAAGUCUCAAUGAUUUUUCAAUCUUUUCAGUCUCCAACUUCAUUAAAGAGGCCAGAGAGUGGAGCAGAUGUAUUUUCUCCUGAACGGGUCAUUAAAAGAGAGGAAAAUGAUUCUUCACCACCUAGGAAAAUGCGAAAAACUCUGGAUGGCAAAACUGCAGGUUUGCAGAAUGCCAAACAAUUGGCUGCAGAGACUACCCUGCUGAAGGAGAGAGAAGCAGAAAUGUUUAAAAAAAUGACAGGGGAUAUAUCAAGAGACAACGUCUCCACCAUAGUUCGUGACAAGAAAACAGGUAGAGUAAGAAAUCUCGAAGAAGAAGCAGCUAGAGAACUGGAAAAAAAACAGAGAGAAGAUGUGAGUAAGGAAAAAUAUUCGAGGUGGGGAAGGGGAUUGAAGCAGGUGGAAGAUGCAACGAAAAAAAGAGAGGAAGAAUUGGUAGAGUUCAACAAACCACUUGCGCGAUACGCGAAUGAUGAAGAUUUGGAGAAAUAUCUCAAGGAACAAGAACGAGAGGGCGAUCCCAUGCUUGCUUAUAUCAGAAAAAAGAAGAAAAAGAAGGACGUUGAGGAAGGAAAACCUAUUAAACCUGAGUACAUGGGAGAGUUUAUGCCGAAUCGUUUCGGCAUAAGACCAGGGCAUCGCUGGGAUGGCGUUGACAGGUCUAAUGGUUAUGAAAAGAAAUGGUUCGAAAUCCAGAAUUCGAAAAUGGCUCAACAAGAAGAGGCUUACAAAUGGAGUACUGAGGACAUGUGAAGUGGAUCCAUCUUUUGUAUAUGUGAUGUACAUUAUUUUAUAAUAGAUUAUUAAUUGAC
Messenger RNA from Coccinella septempunctata (seven-spotted ladybird), 1850 nucleotides. Its product is annotated as BUD13 homolog. The record is from RefSeq and is a predicted model, not a curated record. Gene Ontology annotation, molecular function: RNA binding. Gene Ontology annotation, cellular component: RES complex; U2-type spliceosomal complex. The transcript has 6 exons. Bases 250 to 1791 code for a protein of 513 amino acids. Gene Ontology annotation, biological process: mRNA splicing, via spliceosome. NCBI's taxonomy places the organism in Eukaryota, Metazoa, Arthropoda, Insecta, Coleoptera, Coccinellidae.